Molecule: messenger RNA, 2070 nt
Organism: Aspergillus heteromorphus CBS 117.55
Lineage: Eukaryota; Fungi; Ascomycota; Eurotiomycetes; Eurotiales; Aspergillaceae
Product: TTC39/IML2 family protein
Exons: 6
Coding region: 1-2070 (689 amino acids)
Cellular component (GO): mitochondrial outer membrane; nucleus; cytosol
Source: RefSeq, a predicted model, not a curated record
AUGUUUCGAGUAGGCUCAUGGCUCUAUGGCAAAAAGCCCGCCUCCACCCAGUCUCUGGACUCUCUGUCCGAGCUGCGGGAUCUCGAGGAUGCUAUGAGGGCCGCGACUCUGAUCCUCAACGAUGACGUCGAUGGGGCGGAAGAUGGCCUGUCCGAGGGGGUCUCCUCGUUCCACAAUCUUGGCCGAGGUGUUGUGGCGUUCAUCCGGGCCACGCUGGGGUUUGAGCAAGAAAUCAUGCGUCAGGCCUCGGAGCGGCUCAAUGCUGCCGAGACCAGCGCCGCCAAUGACCAGCAUCGCGCGCAGCACAACUCGCACGCUCCCAACUCAUACCACUCGCAGAUCUAUGCCCCUGGCACUGAGUUUGCCCUCUGCCAGGCCAUGGCACAGCUCAUGAGCGCUGUCGUCGGCGUGCUGAACGAGAGCCUGACUGAGAGUAUCAAGGGGUUCUACAAGCUGAGAAAGGCCUAUAUCACCCUGGACGCCAUCCUGAAAAUGGAGCAGAAGUUCAUCCUGCAGGCCCAGGCCUCGGGGAACAGCACCUCCUCCGAGAGUUUGACCCGGGCGGCAGCACCCCGAUCUGUCCCGGCCUCUCCCACCAAAGUCACCGGCAGCCUAGCCAAAGAGCUGUCCGACCUGUCGAUUGCCACGGAAUCCGAGGCAUCCGACAUGCUCCGGCACGACCCCGAGUCGGACAUCUUCCAGAACCAGAUUGACGUGUUCAUUCACUCCGGGGCCAAUUUCUGCUUCGGGAUCCUGCUGCUCCUGAUCUCCAUGGUGCCGCCAGCCUUCAGCAAGCUGCUGGGCAUCAUCGGCUUCCACGGGGACAAGGAGCGCGGGCUGCGCAUGCUGUGGCAGGCGAGCAAGUUCCACAACCUGAUCGGGGCGCUCUCGGCGUUUGCCAUUUUGGGGUACUCCAACGGCUUUGUGCGCUACUGCGACAUCAUGACCGACCCGGUCCCGGGCGACGACGUGCAAGGAUACCCGCAAGAACGGCUCGAGGCGCUACUGGCGUUGAUGCGGAAGCGUUUCCCCAAGAGCCAGCUGUGGCUGCUGGAGGAGUCGCGGAUGAACGGGGCGAACAAGAAACUGGACGUGGCGCUGGAGCUGCUGUGCGGGGAAGACCGCAGUCCGCUCAAGCAGGUUGAGGCCCUGCGCGUGUUCGAGCGGAGCCUGAACGCCAUGUACCUGCACAAGUACGAGCUCUGCGCGGAGUCUUUCAUCGAGUGCGUUGACCUGAACUCAUGGUCGCGAUCCCUCUACUACUACAUCGCGGGAUCCUCCCAUCUCAGCCUGUAUCGCAGCGUCGCCAAAACCGACCCCAAGGCGGCGGCAGAACAUGCAGAGAAGGCGACGGAAUACCUGCGGAUGGCGCCGCCGCUGGCCGGGAAGAAAAAGUUCAUGGCGCGGCAGCUGCCGUUCGACGUGUUCGUGUCACGCAAGAUAGCCAAGUGGGAGGCGCGGGCGAAGGAGUGGAAGGUGCCACUGGUGGAGGCGGUCGGGGUGGACCCGAUCGAGGAGAUGAUCUUCUUCUGGAACGGACACAGCCGGAUGACUCAGGCGCAGCUGGAAGAGUCCAUGGCCAAGCUGGCGUGGUCGGAGAGUGAGGCCAACACGACGUGGGCGCGGGAAGGGCGCGAGGAGAAGGCGAUCCUGCAGAUUCUGCGGGCGGCAGUUCUGCGCGCGAUGCGGCGGCACGAGGAGGCCAAGGCGAUGAUCCGCACCAGCAUCUUCAGCCAGGACAAGGCGCAAUUCACGGGCCACCUCAAGGACGACUGGAUCUACCCGGUGGCACACUUCGAGAUGGCGGCCAACCUGUGGAUGGAGCGGGCGACGUACUGCGCGGUGCACGGGAAGGUGUCCUCAUCACCAAGCAUUUUCGAGACACCCGACAAAACAGACAAAAACCAGACACCCGAGACGCUGGAACGGCGGCAGGUGCGCGAAUGCAAAGAGCACCUGGAGAAGGCGGCCAAGUGGGAGAGCUACGAGCUAGACGCGCGGGUUGGGCUGAAGGUGACGGCCGCGCUGGAGGCUGUGGAGAAGUGGGAAGCGACGCACGCGGACGAGUAA